UGAUAAUAAAUGAAAAUGUAAAACUCCUUUUCAGCCUUCCACAAUGAUGAAAAUUAUCGCCCUUGUUGCCUGUUUGGCUGUGGCUGCCUUUGCUGAGCCUUUGAGCUAUGGCAUGACAGGACUCAACGGAAAAGCUGGUCUGUACGGUGGCUACGGAGUGGGAGGUCUGUACGGAGGUUAUGGAGUGGGAGGUCUAUACGGAGGCUACGGAAUUGGAGGUCUCUACGGAGGCUACGGAAUUGGAGGUCUAUACGGAGGCCACGGAAUGGGAGGUCUGUACGGAGGCCACGGAAUGGGAGGUCUCUACGGAGGCCACGGAAUGGGAGGACUGUACGGAGGAAUUGGAGGUUUCGGAAAAGGUCUUGGAUAUGGCUACUACUAGGACUGCUGUUCCACUGUCACAAUUCAUCUAUAUCAUCAAUAUGCACAUUAUUUAUUGUAUGUGGUUUGAAAUAUGUCACAUUAAAACACAAUCAUCAAAACAAAGUCUUGAUUUUCGUAUUCAUAGUACAGUUGGGCUUUUGUUGCACAAGAAGAAAGUUUGCCAUUGAUUGAAUCACAUGGGCACAAUGUCAUACCAGGAAUUAAUACGAAAGCCAAACAUGUUUGUUACCAAGAUGGGAAGAGAGACGAGCAUGGGGUAGUAUUUUCCUAGAAGCUACCUUUAGUAAGUAGAUUACAGAAGUCGCUUAAUACCGAUUGGUAGUUUUAGAACUGCUGUAAUGGCAUUUGUUUAAUGACACCUCUCCGGA
Haliotis rubra (blacklip abalone) is the source of this 752-nucleotide messenger RNA. Its product is annotated as acanthoscurrin-2-like. The transcript has 2 exons. The coding region runs from base 44 to 382 and encodes 112 amino acids. NCBI's taxonomy places the organism in Eukaryota, Metazoa, Mollusca, Gastropoda, Lepetellida, Haliotidae. The record is from RefSeq and is a predicted model, not a curated record.